ACAAUGAAGCUCUUGUGUAUCAUUAUUUUAGGUCUUUGCUCCGGUCUUUCAUCGGAAGCCAAUCGUAUAAUUGGUGGGACGCCCGUUUCCGAUGUCUCUGAAUUGCCAUACCAACUGAGCCUACGGAAUUUCGGUCAACACAAAUGUGGCGCAUCGAUAAUUUCCGCAAAUUGGGCUUUAAGUGCGGGACAUUGCGUGAACACUCAAUUACCUCUAUGGGCAAUUACCUUCCUGGCUGGUGUUUUAAACAUUGAGUCGCCAAGUUCAGUGAAUAUUUUUGAUGUUGAGGAAUUACAUAGGCACCCGAAUUACGAUGCCACAAUGUAUGAUUACGAUGUUGCAGUUUUUCGUGUAACGAGAUCAUUUUUUGAAGUGCCAAAAGUUCAGGCGAUUCGAUUGUCGACGCAAAAUAUGCCCCUAGUAACGGGAGAAAUUAGUGUUAUUAGUGGAUGGGGAGUCACGGAAACGGGAUACUUGAGCAACGAUCUCUUGCAAACGGGAGUUCCAAUAGUAGCUGAGAAUGAUUGUCGCGCAUUUUGGGGAUCAAAAUUCACAGAUCGAAUGAUUUGUGCUGGCGGAAAAACUGGCUUUGAUAGCUGCGUUGGUGACUCCGGCGGACCAUUGGUUUUUAGAAACUUACAAGUUGGCAUUGUGUCAUUUGGGCCAAGUGAUUGCGGAACUCAAGUUCCUGCUGGCUACACGAAAAUCGCUAAUCCGAGUGUUAGACAAUUCAUUAGAACAUUAACGGGCGUUUAAUGAAAAAACAAAGUUUUAUUUUUUUUUACAAAUAACAGAAAAUAAUAAUUACGGUAAAUCGUCGAUUU
Messenger RNA from Culicoides brevitarsis, 824 nucleotides. Its product is annotated as trypsin-2-like. The transcript has 3 exons. Lineage: Eukaryota; Metazoa; Arthropoda; Insecta; Diptera; Ceratopogonidae. The record is from RefSeq and is a predicted model, not a curated record. Bases 4 to 756 code for a protein of 250 amino acids. Gene Ontology annotation, biological process: proteolysis. Gene Ontology annotation, molecular function: serine-type endopeptidase activity.